AUGGCUCUUUUGAACAUAUUUAAUAGAAAAAGCGCUGAUGAGGCUUCACAACUGACUACAAAGGGAAGGCAGGAAAUAUCUCAAGCCAUCACAAUAUGUAAAGGCGACGAUGCCGCCGACCAACAAGACUGUUCCGGUGAUUGUAAAGAGGAUAUUGAAGACGGGGAGCAAGCAUUUGCUAGGCUGAAGAUAGAGCACGAAACUCCCUUGUUGAAUUCUUCAAAGACACCGAAAAUCCAUUUUGUUGUGCCGACAUCUCAAAGCGACUGGCAGCAUGAUGCUUGCUCAGAGGACAAAAAAUCUGUCCAGUACAAAAUUUCCCAGUGGUGUGAUAAGAACUCUAGCAAAUUUUCAAGCGUGGGUGCAGGAAAGACAUUAAAUUGUGGGGUUUCAUCUUUACCUAAAGAUAUUAUGGACAUCGAAGUUAUGCGGGGAACUAAGAACAAUGUUCUUGUUCUGCCUUAUUUUAUUUGGUUGAAUGAUCUCAGGUCAGAUAACGUUGAAGAAACACUAGAUGAUGUAGUUCCCAUUUUGUUGAAUGGUUCUAUUUCCAGGGAUAAGUUGCUAGAAACGCGACGGGACAUAACAGACGCACGGGAACGUGCCUUUAUAUUCUUAUGUUCUCACACUACAAGGGACAAAAGGUGUGGGAUUACAGCCCCGUACUUAAAGAAAGUUUUCGAUAAUAAAUUGCAAGAGCAUGCGCUAUAUAGAGAUAAUUCAGACUUCAGACCUGGCGGCGUCAAGAUUGCGUUUGUUAAUCACGUUGGUGGACAUAAGUUUGCAUCAAAUGUUCAAAUAUUUUUGAAGAAUCCGAACACGUUAAUCUGGCUGGGAAGAGUAACGCCAGUUAUGGUACCUUCCAUUGUCGAACAUCUGAUAAUUCCUGAAAAACCUACUCUUCCAUAUCCGGAGAAGGUGCGUUGCAUAAAAAAAUAUGAGAACUGGUAA
Saccharomyces eubayanus is the source of this 951-nucleotide messenger RNA. RefSeq names its product Apd1p (gene APD1). The coding region runs from base 1 to 951 and encodes 316 amino acids. NCBI's taxonomy places the organism in Eukaryota, Fungi, Ascomycota, Saccharomycetes, Saccharomycetales, Saccharomycetaceae. The transcript has a single exon. The record is from RefSeq and is a predicted model, not a curated record.